Molecule: messenger RNA, 5114 nt
Organism: Xiphophorus hellerii (green swordtail)
Lineage: Eukaryota; Metazoa; Chordata; Actinopteri; Cyprinodontiformes; Poeciliidae
Product: low-density lipoprotein receptor-related protein 8-like
Exons: 18
Coding region: 96-3053 (985 amino acids)
Biological process (GO): receptor-mediated endocytosis
Cellular component (GO): apical plasma membrane; signaling receptor complex; plasma membrane
Molecular function (GO): protein binding; hormone binding; calcium ion binding
Source: RefSeq, a predicted model, not a curated record
CGCAGCGGACGGUCUGGCAGCGGCAGCGGCACAACAAGAGCGGCUUUCAGGCUUUGUUUCGUGGCUGUGAAUGAGCUCGGUCACCUCCUCCAGAUAUGUGGUCGGAUACAUGGAUAUUGUUUCUUUUCCAUUUGUUCAUCCUCAGGCUGCCUUACCUGAAAGCCACUGAUGAGUGUGAGGAUGGACAAUUUCAGUGCAACAACAAAAGGUGUAUACCGACCAUCUGGAGGUGCGACGACGAUGACGACUGCUCCGAUAACAGCGACGAAGAAAACUGCCCCAGGAAAACGUGUGCCCCUGCUGAGUUUGCCUGCUUAAACGGACAGUGUGUCCCGGGCCGGUGGCGAUGCGACGGGGAACCGGAGUGUCCAGAUGGCUCUGAUGAGGCAGAGGAGACGUGCAGCAAACAGACGUGCCCUCCAGAGAAAUUUGACUGCGGGGGAUCCACCAACAAGUGUGUCUCGUUGUCAUGGAGAUGUGAUGGGGAGAAAGACUGUGAGAACGGGGCGGACGAGGAGGACUGUGCAUCUGACGCCAAAGCGUGUCCCAGCGCCGAGUUCAUGUGUGCCAACCGUAAAUGCCUCGCCGCCGUCUACGUGUGUGACGGCGACGACGACUGCGGAGACGGCAGCGACGAGCUCAAGUGUGCGGCGGCGCAGACCUGCGGGCCCAACCACUUCCGCUGCAACACGUCGGAGUGCGUGCCGCUGAUGUGGAGCUGCGACGGAGACCCCGACUGCUCGGACGGAUCCGACGAAAGCCCGGAACGUUGCGGCGACGGUGCCCCCUACCUGCCCAACCGCAGAGCCAACUGCACCGCCGAUGAGUUCCGCUGCGCUAACGGGGAGUGUAUUCGCCUGACGUGGAAGUGUGAUGGAGAUCCAGAUUGCAAGGACAAGUCCGACGAGUCAGACUGCCCUCUGCUGACAUGUCGACCUGAUGAGUUUCAGUGCGGUGAUGGUUCCUGUAUCCACGGUACCAAACAGUGCAACAAGGUCCACGACUGUCCUGACCACAGCGACGAGUCCGGCUGCGUCAACGCCACAAAAUGCGAAGGGCCCCUGAAGUUUCAGUGCAAGAACGGAGAGUGUAUCGACAGCUCCAAGGUGUGUGACUCUGUCAAGGACUGCAAGGACCGCUCGGAUGAGCCUAAAAAAGAGUGUGGGUUGAACGAGUGUAUGAUCAAUAACGGCGGCUGUUCACACGUCUGCAUGGACAGACCAAUCGGCUUCGAGUGCCAGUGUCCCACCGGCUACCAGCUGCUGGACAAGAAGACCUGUGGAGACAUCAAUGAGUGUGAGAACCCUGACGCUUGCAGCCAGAUAUGCAUCAACUACAAGGGAGAUUUUAAGUGCGAGUGCUAUGAAGGAUAUGAGAUGGACCUGGUCACUAAGACUUGCAAGGCUGAAGGGAAAAGCCCAUAUUUGCUGUUCACUAACCGCCAUGAGAUUCGACGCAUCGACUUGGUGAAGAGGGACUACAGCCAGGUUGUGUCUACACAGAAGAACGCCGUGGCUCUAGACUUGGACGUGGCCAACAACCGCGUCUUCUGGUGUGACCGAUUCCACAGGAAAAUCUACAGCGCCUUCAUCCACGAGGCCAGCGACCCCUCCCAGCAGAUUCCGCUGGUGGAUUCGUCCCUGCAGACUCCUGUGGGCCUGGCGCUGGACUGGCUCCAACACAACCUGUACUGGACCGACUCGGGAGACAAAUCCAUCUCUGUGUCCUCAGUGGACGGCACCAAGAGGCGCGUCCUCAUCAGCUCUGACCUGAGCGAGCCCCGGGCCAUAGCGCUGGAUCCCCACCACGGCUUCAUGUACUGGUCAGACUGGGGCACACGAGCCAAGAUAGAGAAGGCUGGAAUGAACGGAGUGGAUCGGCAGGUUCUGGUGUCUGUAAAUAUUGAAUGGCCCAAUGGCAUUACUCUAGACGUAGCCAACCGGCGCCUCUACUGGGUCGACUCCAAACUGCAUCUCAUAGCCAGUGUGGACCUGAACGGGGCUCACCGGAGAACACACAUGUCCUCUGCAGAGAGAUUGGGACACCCUUACGCUCUGGCUGUCUUCGAGGAUCGGAUCUACUGGACCGACAGAGACAAGGCAGCAGUUUUUAUGGCCAAUCGAUUAACCGGUCAGGACAUCCAGGCUCUGGCUGAAAACUUGAACGAUCCCCAUGACAUUGUGGUUUUCCACCAGCUCCGACAGCCACCAGGUCCAGACAGCUGUAAUUUAGGCAGUGUAGCCAAUGGGGGUUGCGAGUACUUGUGCCUUAAAGCACCACAGAUCACCGAACAUUCUCCCAAAUACACUUGUGCGUGUCCAGAUGGACAGGACUUGGGGCCUGAUAUGAGGGGCUGCGUACCAGCAGCGCCAAGGGACGACGUGACAGCGAGAUGGCCACCUGCCUUUGAAUUUACACCUGACGCCAGAGGCAUCGCUCCUUCCUCAGGAGGUGCUUCGCAGGCAGACGACGUCCCAUACUUGAGCACCGUUCCGUCUGCUUCUCCCGAGUUUCUCACGCCACUCAGUACGCUGCAGCCUCUGUCGUCGCAGGAGUCCGAGUCACUGGGCUCCCACUCCACAGCCACGGCCACGGUCAUCUCAACCACGUCUGCAGGGGACAGCAGUGUCUCCCAACACUCCGGUGGUGAGAACUUCGUUCUGGGUGAGAACCUGACGGUGGCCGUUCUGGGCGUGGUCAUUCCUAUUGUUCCUAUCGUUGCCACAGUGGUGUUCGGCCUGGUCUGCGCCGGAGUCUACCUGGCGUGGCGGAACUGGCGCCGCAACUCCACCAAGAGCAUGAACUUCGACAACCCGGUCUACCGCAAGACCACCGGCGAGGGCGAGGAGGACGAGAUCCACAUCGGGAGGACCGACGGCAUGGGACACCACGUCCACCACCACCACCCGUACCCCCAGGGGGUUGGUAUGGGCGUGGUGGGGGCUGGGGGCGGCACCUGCCCGCAGUUCAUUGCCCUGCCUUUGGGGGGCAGCAUGCCCGACGCGGGGACUCACUGGUACACGGAGCAGCCCAUGCUCUCCACUGCAAAGUGAGGCAAAAGGACCUGCUUCUGGUGCAGCUGGACUCUCAGGCACACGGAGAAGUCAGAAUGAACUUGGACUAAGUUUACCGAAGGGAUGAACAACAUAUCAUUGUUUCAUUCAUCCACACACACACGCCCAUGCCCCCCCCCACACACACAGCCAUGUCCUGUCACGUUACAUAUAAACCAAGAACGAGAAAGAAAAAUUAGGGAAUGAAAUCUGUUUUUUCUCCAGUAGAUUCUGGUAGUUAAGUAAUCAGGUGGUGCAGAUGCGCUCUCAACGCUGGAAAAUUAAGUCAAACUCUCCGUUUUUAACUUUUCCAUUGACAACCGUGUGCAUCUGAAGCUGCUAUAAGGCAUCGGACUUGAGCAUCCAUUUUGUCCUUGAUGUGUUAGUUUGAGUUUUGUGUUACUGCUGGUUGGCGGCAGCGCUCUGGGACAGCUAACUAAAGAAAGAGGAGCUGUUCAACUGGGGCAGCCGGUGGAGACAAUCUGUUGGGAUCAAUCCCAAAUGCUGUUUCUGGAGACGCCUGGUGUUGUAAACAUUUAUUCCUGGAUCACUUUGUCCGGUUCAGUGCUUCAUGAUGUUGGUUGAACUCCGUCAGUUUUGAGUAUUUCUCUAAUUUAGUGAAGAGAGUUGGAAGAGUCUUCUGUGAGCAUAAAGGUGCAACUCAGAGUUCUUCUUCUUCUUCUUCUUCUUCUUUUAGUAGCUUGUUUUAGAUGUUAAAUGGUCUGAGAAAAGCAAUAGGCUGCAGAUAGCAGCCAGUUGAGGUGUUUUGUGGUUGAUGGGAAUCACUGAGUGGUAAUGAUUUCAUUUGACGACCCACUUUUGACUGUGACACACACAGACACAUGUACACUCCACCUGCCGUGCAGCGGUAUCAGAUUCCCGUUGUUUUCCAAAGUGGGUGGAGGGGGACGAGGACGAGGUAAAAUUCGCUCUCUGGAAACACAAGCAGCAUGCAACCAACCGACAUCGCCGCCGUUCAUUGUUCCACACGAGACGCUCUCACCCACACUCACACACAUUUACUGCACAGUCGAUUUCGCCACUGCUGCCACUGUUAUUUGAGUAGACAGUUUGGGACAGGAGGGCCCAGCUGGUCUCUGCUUAGGGAGAGAAAAAAAACCUGUCAUAUUAUGUUACCACGAACGCGAAAAGAAAAAGAAAAAUCGGACUCCGAUGCAGUGCAGUGUGGUGCCUGCAGACCUCGUCGGUGAACAAGUUUCAUGCCGGUUUAUACAGAUCACCUGGAAAUUCCCCCGUGUGUGCUCAUCGAAAUGCAUGUGUGCCAAUUGUUCAUCGCACAGCCAUAUUUGAAACUGUUUUUUGGAUGCUAUUUGUUGCACAACCCUCUUAGAAUGCCUUCUGGUACUGUGUUUCUCAUGGACAAAGAAGGUGUGUGUGUGCGUGUUUGCACGUGUGUUGACCUCUGUGUGUAGGGGUGUGUGAGCGAGUGUGUGUCGGCAGAAAAGCUUCGAGGGUGUUUUUUUGACUCAUUGGGUUGUAAAUACGUUUUCAUAACGUUUUUUGAUAAGGUAUUGUAUAAUUCUGUAAAAGAAGAGCUGUAUAUAAGAUUUUAGAUAAAGUGUUGACACCUAUAUUAAUUUAUUUGUAUGAAGAAAGCACUGUUUUUUUCCUUCCUGAUUGUUUAAAAUCAGAGUUAUCCACCAAAGUGUUUUGUUUUAGUUGGUGUUUCUUGCUGUGUAUCGUUUAGCCUCAUUUUUUGUGAAUAUUUUUUCUUAGCCUUUAUAUAAUAUUAAGAGGCCCCCCACACCUUCCACCCAAAAAGAAUUAACAAAACAAAAUCCACAUUGGUGGAACAUUUUUAAGCCCAAUGUCAGUGAGAACGUUGCUUUGUAUUUAUUUGUGCCUUUUUUGUUUACACUUUCAUAUUAACCUUGUGUUUGUUUGUUUUUUGUUUUUUUCUCAUGAAAAAAAAAGUCAGCCAGUUGCUGUACGUCUAAUACCGAACUGUACUGAGGAAAAAUUGGUUGUGUGUUUUAUUUUUCAUAACUGAUUAGUUUUAAAUAUCUCUUUUUCUUGUUAUAUAAAAUCUGACAAACACAA